Messenger RNA from Haliaeetus leucocephalus (bald eagle), 1260 nucleotides. It is a transcript of the gene C2CD4C, whose product is annotated as C2 calcium-dependent domain containing 4C. The transcript has a single exon. NCBI's taxonomy places the organism in Eukaryota, Metazoa, Chordata, Aves, Accipitriformes, Accipitridae. Bases 1 to 1260 code for a protein of 419 amino acids. The record is from RefSeq and is a predicted model, not a curated record.
AUGUGGCUCCUGGAGCGGCUGCGCGGCGUGGCGGAGAAUGGCGGGUCCCGGGGCGCAGGGCCAGAAGAGUCCCCACGGGGGUCCCGCUACAGCAACGUCCUCACCCCCGACAAGAUCCCCGACUUCUUCAUCCCACCCAAGCUGAGUGCGGCGCCCGCCGAGACUGAGGGCCCUGAGCCCCCUGCAGCACCCGCCCUGGGCCCCUCAGCCUCAGAGCAGGACCUGGCUGGGCGCAAACCCCCACGCAGCCCCCGGCCGUCCAGCCGGUCCCGGCCGCGGGCCGCUGGCCGACACAUCAUCCAGAUUGAGAGUGCUGAGGACUGGACGGCCGACGGGGGCUUCGGCACCAACGUGGACCCGCAGGCGCAGACGGCCAUGUCGCUGCCCUACGUGCCCAAGGCACAGACCUCCUAUGGCUUUGCCACGCUGGUGGAGAGUCCCCACACACGGCGCAAAGAGUCGCUUUUCCACAGUGAGCACAGCAGCCUCUGCCCCUCGCCGGCCACCUCGCCCAGCGCCCAGCGCAGAGCCAAGCUCAAUGGUGAGAGCGGGCCCCGGGCGCCCGCUGACCUGGGCGCAGCCCUCAUGCACCCUGGCCGCUACUUCAGCGGUGGCGAGAGCGACACGUGCUCCUCAGCCGAGUCCUCGCCCUUCGGCUCCCCGCUGCUUUCCCGCUCUGUUUCCCUGCUGAAGAUCUUCAGCCAGGAGAGCCAGUCCAAGGUCAUCAAGCUGAAGCACUCAGUGGCCCGCAACAGCUCGCUGUCCACUGACGACAGCUCAGCUGACACCAGCCCCAGCGCCCAGCGCCGCGCCAGGAGUGCCCCAGCCGGGGGGCAGCCACCCACUGCCCUGCUGCCCCUGGACCUGCCACCGGGCCGCGACCGGGAGCACAGCCUGCGGCUCAGCCGGGGUGGGAGCCUGCGCCUGGCUGCUGACUACGACCCCUCCAACGCCCGGCUGCGCGUGCGGCUCGUCUCCGCCGAGGACCUCUACGAUGCCCUCGUCGACCUGCGCAGCAUCAACUGCUGCGUCUCCCUGUGCCUCAACCCCGGGAAGCUGCAGAAGCAGCGCAGCACCAUCGUCAAGAACAGCCGCAACCCCAUCUUCAACGAGGACUUCUUCUUUGAUGGGCUGGGCCCCGGCCAUGCCAGGAAGAUGUCCCUGAAGCUCAAGGUGGUCAACAAGGGCAGCAGCCUUAAGCGGGACACGCUUCUGGGAGAGAAGGAGCUGCCGCUCACCGCCCUCCUGUCCUGCCUGUAG